Leguminivora glycinivorella is the source of this 634-nucleotide messenger RNA. RefSeq lists its product as uncharacterized. Lineage: Eukaryota; Metazoa; Arthropoda; Insecta; Lepidoptera; Tortricidae. The record is from RefSeq and is a predicted model, not a curated record. Bases 231 to 575 code for a protein of 114 amino acids. The transcript has 2 exons.
UUCGCAUUACUAGUUCAAACUUUGUGAACAACACACGCCUUUGAUUUGAUCAACUAACAAUCAGUGCUAAAGUUUUGACAUAUCAGCCAGCAAUCAACCUACAGCUUACGAGACUUUGACAUUUAAACUUUUUAAAAACUGACUGUGACUUGUUACCAGCCAGUGCUUCCUAAUUUUGACUGUGACUUUUUUUUUUAAACUCACUGACUGAGACUUUUAUCGAAACAGCCAUGAAAACCAUCACGAUUCUUGCUUUAGUGCUCGUUCUGUGUAAUGUAGAAGCUUCACAUCUUUUGAUGGGAAAUAUAGCAGAUAGAGUACAGUUGUGGCACCAUGAGAGAGUGCAGUAUAACGCCAUUCCCUUUGUUAAGAGGGUGAAAACUUGGUUCUUAUCUGUUCCGGAGCAUAAGAAGAUUCUGGGUAUCCAGGCUCUGGACAUGCUGCAGAGUAAAGCGUCGAUCAACGUCACAGCCGGCGGCGUGGGGCACAGCUUCGUGAACCUGCGCCUGAAGAGCGAACGCGGCUACGGCCUCGACUACGAUGUAGGGAUAUACGUCAACCCGGAUUACUUAUAAUAAUUAUAAUACAGUAUUGUUGGAUAAGUAAAUAGUUAAUAAUAAUUAGACAUUACAGA